AUGCUGUCUUCGGUCGUUGCUGCCUUUGUUCUCGCCGCCUCUGUCAACCAGGUUGCGGCCAGCCCAUCCCGACACCUCUACGCCGCUCGUGCGUACGCCCAAGAUGCUCACCUUCUUGAGGAUUAUGAGACCUACCACGGCCGCUACCUUUCAAUUGGAUGUUCCUCUGCAAAGAAAAACGAUCAAGCAUUCUUCAAGGAGUGCUGCCAUCCAUUGCACAAGGGCGGGGAAUUGUCUUCGGACAAGUGUAACGCAUCCUCCAAUCCUACCACCCCGGCAGCGCCCCAGCCUACUACUUCUGCAUACGCUGCUGCCGCCUCCCCAGCCUCCAGCAACCCCGAAACUUACUCUGGUGGAGUUGCCACCUAUUACUACCAAAACGGAGCAGCAGGAUCGUGUGGCAAUUACAAUUCGGAUGACACCCCAAUCGUCGCCGUGGACUCCCGUACUAUGGAUCCUAGCCUCUGUGGCAAAAAGGUUCGAGUCACUAACACCAACAACGGGAAAUCGGUUGUCUGCACCAUUGCAGAUACGUGCCCUACAUGCAACACCGCCACUUCGCUCGAUCUCUCGACCGGUGCAUUUAACCAAAUUGCCAAACCAGAAGAAGGCAUGGUUCCAAUCGCUUGGCAUUUCGAAUAA
This is a messenger RNA of Rhizoctonia solani, 642 nucleotides long. RefSeq names its product rare lipoprotein A-like double-psi beta-barrel protein. The record is from RefSeq and is a predicted model, not a curated record. Bases 1 to 642 code for a protein of 213 amino acids. NCBI's taxonomy places the organism in Eukaryota, Fungi, Basidiomycota, Agaricomycetes, Cantharellales, Ceratobasidiaceae. The transcript has 4 exons.